Molecule: messenger RNA, 1989 nt
Organism: Haemorhous mexicanus (house finch)
Lineage: Eukaryota; Metazoa; Chordata; Aves; Passeriformes; Fringillidae
Gene: ANGPT2
Product: angiopoietin 2
Exons: 9
Coding region: 242-1726 (494 amino acids)
Biological process (GO): Tie signaling pathway; angiogenesis
Molecular function (GO): receptor tyrosine kinase binding
Source: RefSeq, a predicted model, not a curated record
GCAGCGCAGGAAGGCAGCGGGCCAGGCGGGGCGGCCGCAGCUGCUUCCCGCGCCUGACAGCUGCGGGCACGGCGGGAGCGGCCGCACCUCCCCGGCCCGCCCGGGGCAGGCAGGCAAGCCCAGCCCUCGCCUGACGGCACAUGGCAGCGGAGCGCUCGGCUGCGCCGCAGGUUAGCUAGGGCCGGGCUCUGGCCAGCGCAUCCAGGCUCUCUAGGUCCGCCGAGUUACCGCAGGGAUUAAAAUGCAGCUGGCCGCCUGCUUCUUUUUGGGCUGCGGCAUAUUCUUAGCUUCAGGAUACAACUCCUUCAGUAAGAGCAUGGAGACGAUAGGCAAGAAGCAGUACCAGGUUCAGCACGGGUCGUGCAGCUACACCUUCCUCCUGCCUGAGGCGGACAACUGCCGCUCCUCGACUCCGUACGUGUCCAACGCGGUGCAAAGGGAUGCACCUCUGGACUAUGAUGACUCAGUUCAAAGACUGCAGCUACUCGAGAACAUCAUGGAAAACAACACUCAGUGGCUAAUGAAGCUUGAGAAUUACAUCCAAGACAGUAUGAAGAAAGAAAUGGUAGAGAUCCAGCAAACUGCAGUGCAGAACCAGACUGCAGUAAUGAUUGAAAUAGGCACAAACUUGCUAAAUCAAACAGCUGAACAGACCCGCAAAUUAACAGAUGUUGAAGCACAAGUAUUAAACCAGACAACCCGACUUGAACUUCAGCUUUUGGAACACUCUCUUUCAACAAACAAACUAGAAAGACAGAUUUCAGAUCAGACCAAUGAGAUAACUAAAUUACAAGAAAAAAACAGCUUUUUAGAAAAAAGAGUUCUUGAGAUGGAAGACAAGCACAUGCUUCAGCUGAAGUCAAUAAAAGAUGAAAAAGAUCAGCUUCAAGUCCUAGUAGCCAGACAGAAUUCUAUUAUAGAAGAACUAGAAAAACAGUUGGUUACAGCUACAGUAAACAACUCAGUUCUGCAAAAACAGCAACAUGAUCUGAUGGAGACGGUUCAUAGCUUGCUUACUAUGAUAUCGACACCAAACUCUAAGAGCAAAUUCAUAGCCAAAGAGGAACAAAUCAGCUUCAAAGACUGUGCUGAAGCUUUCAAAUCUGGACUGACAACAAGUGGAAUCUACACUUUAACAGUUUCAAACACUGCACAAGAGAAAAAGGCCUACUGUGACAUGGAAACUGGUGGAGGAGGUUGGACAGUUAUUCAGAAACGAGAAGAUGGCAGUGUGGACUUCCACCGGACGUGGAAGGAGUAUAAGAUGGGAUUUGGUGAUCCUGCUGGGGAGUACUGGCUGGGAAAUGAGUUUGUUUCUCAACUGACUAAUCAGAAGCGUUAUGUUCUUAAAAUACAACUGAAAGACUGGGAAGGAAAUGAGGCAUAUUCAUUGUACGACCACUUCUCUCUAGCAAGUGAAGAACAAAAAUACAGGAUUUACCUUAAAGGACUUACUGGGACAGCGGGCAAAAUAAGUAGUAUAAGCCAACCAGGAAAUGAUUUUAGCACAAAGGAUGCAGACAAUGACAAAUGUAUUUGCAAAUGUUCACAAAUGCUAACAGGAGGAUGGUGGUUUGACGCAUGUGGUCCUUCUAACCUCAAUGGAAUGUAUUAUCCAUUACGACAGAACAACAACAAGUUUAAUGGGAUCAAGUGGUACUACUGGAAGGGCUCGGGAUACUCUCUCAAAGCUACGACGAUGAUGAUUCGACCAGCAGAUUUCUAAAUGCUUUAUCAUUAUGUGAAUUAUGUAUUGUAUAGUCUUCAAAGACUUAUUUUACCAAGCAACUUGUCUCAUUUUUUCAAGCCCAGAAACAUGCACUAGUGUUCUGAAGGGGUCAGUUCAGUGCAGUUCCUGAAUUGCAAUCGCCUUGAUCAGCUAAAGCUCAUAUUAUUCAACCAGACACAACGUCUAAAGCAUCGACCUGAUAUAACAGUGAUUUGGCCAAAUGACUCAAUAAAAAGAACAUCCAAGAAAAUGUCAGACAA